CACCUCUGCCCAUAAGAAAAACAUAGACUCGUAGCUUACUCUUAACAACAACAACAAAAAAGAGUAAGAAAUAUUAGGGUUUUAAAACAUUUAUUGUUUUUUUAAACCCCUCUUGUUGCAUGUGGUCCCUUUCCCUCCUGUUGUUGAACAGAAUAAAAGCCCGUUUUGCCAGGGCCCGCAGUGCUGGCGGCCCCGCAGCUGCGGCCCUGUAACUUUAAACCUGGCCUGAGAUCAUCGUUUUGGCGCUGGCCAAACAGAGCCCGAGGGCGGGCCCAGCGCGCCGGGACCGAGACCACCUUGCGGCCGACCCCGCUCCCCCCGCCUCCUCGGGGGAGAUAAAUGCUGACUCCGCUCGGAAAGUUCUCCACUGCAAAGUUUGCCGUCCGGCUGCCUGGGGCCUGGGAAGCUCGGGCACCCUCCUGCGCCGGGGCUGCCGCUCCCACCCUCCGACCCCCACCGUCGCGCUCCUCCGGGCUGGGCCUGUGGCCGCGGCGCUUUUGAAUCUUCCCCCAUCGCAGAAACUCGCUGCUCGGCCCCCGGGAGAGCAACUCGUCGGGAACGAUGUGGAAGGUGUCAGCUCUGCUCUUGGUUCUGGGGAGCGCGUCGCUCUGGGUCCUGGCAGAAGGAGCCAGCACGGGUCAGCCAGAAGGUGACAUUGAGACUCCAGGUACAGAAGGCAGUGUUGUGAUGCCAGGUGCCGAAGAUGAUGUGGUGACUCCAGGAGCUGGCGAAGACCUCUCUGUGGCUGGCUUGACAACUCCGGUGGCAACGAGUGUCAAGAGUGUGACCGACCUUGGCCCCGAGGAUCUGCCGACUCCAGAAAGCACAGCACACCCCAAAGAAGGAAGUCCGAGCACCACAACCUCAAACGUGGCAACCAGUCACUCCAGGGAGAAAGUGGAUGAAGAGACACAGAUAACAGUUGACAAAGAUGGUUUGGCAACAGUGACCCUGGUUGGAAUUAUAGUUGGGGUCUUACUAGCCAUUGGCUUCAUUGGUGGAAUCAUCGUGGUGGUUAUGCGAAAAAUGUCGGGAAGGUAUUCGCCCUAAAGAGCUGAAGGGUUACGCCCUGCUGCCAACACACUGAAAAAAGACUGUUUCUGUUCCUCUGCGCCCUGUCCCUGACCUUGUGGGAGAAGAUGAUCCGUGGAACCCUUGCCCACCCCAUUCAGAAUCCAUGGUGAUCUCUCUGCUUGCCAAAGUAACCGAAGGAAAGGCGGUUCACCAGGCCUGGCUCCUCUAAAUAUUUGUCUUUCAAACAUGUUUUUGAAUCUACAUUCUAUAAAAGAUGAUUUGAAAGACAAAAUUCAGAGAAAAUGGAGCAAAACGGUAUAAACUGCUUUGUAACUGAGACUGGACCAUUGGAUCAAUGUUAGAUGCUGUAAUCAUGUGUCUCCGUCUGACCGUUCUCUGUUAUUGUUAAAAUGCAAAGGAAUCUGGAAAUAUUUAUAACGACGGAGUCCUUGGAUCCAGUGCCAUGUCAGUAAAUAGCACCAGCCGUUUGCAGUUGCUGAUGUGUUGAAACGUAUGCAUUCCGGUCUAGUUUGGCCUAUCUUUUAAAGCCUGAUGUAUACCACAUGAUCAAGUAGAAAAUCUCAACUUGGAUAAUGCGCGAUAAGCAACUGGCUUUAGCUGGUCCAGAUUAAUCAUUUCAAAGACAUCCAUCUUAGAACACAAGCAGGAAGUCUGUAGUCUCAAAGUAGGCCACGGGCAGCCUCUAGACUUGGCUUUACCUAAGUCCUUCUCCAGCCAUGACUUGGUGACUCCCAGGCUUGCCCCCUCCACUUCCCUUGGAUGAUGGGGAGCCAGGGCUAAGGGGGCAGGCUUCCCUCCUCCCAGUGAUGCGUAUCCUUUGGAUUGGCUGCUUUAUUCCAAGAUAUGGAUAUCUCAGCCUGGACCCUGAGGAAGCCACUGGAUGUUUGAUGGUGCUAGAGGCUCAAGCGUUUUCAAAACCAAGAGCCCCCAUGCAGAACGAAAUCCUAUGUGAGCCUCUGGUAUGAGAAAUAAAACCUGCCACUUUUAUUACAUUCGCUUGCUGCCUCAGAGGAAAGAUACGGGGAACAAAAAUCAUUUUCUACAAUCUUAAUUUUAAAAGCAGCUGGACUUAUCUUCUAUUUUUAAAAUCAGAUAUUUAUCUCUAGUCUUCAUGACAUACCACAAAUAUCUGUGGGGUCCUACUGAAAAGAACAAAAUAAAGGCUCUCAAGGGGUCGUUCUGUCUCCACACCAUCCAACCUGGCACUUCUCUUCCCAUAUAGCCAUUGGAUUUUUUUUUUUUCCUAAACAAAGUUUUUAUACUGAGCAGAUGCUCUGUCAUGAUUGCGAUUGUGCAAUUCUGGUAUCCUGUAAACUUGUAAGCAUUCAUAAAACAGGAAAAAGUAAACUCUCAGUCGGAAGCACAGCCCAUUCCUCCCAUUUUUCGCAAUAACGAGUGGAUGUUAUUUUAAACAGUGUGUCUGUGUGUUCCCAAAUCCAGCUGGUCCCCCUGGCUCCGAUUCCAUAUUUGAGCAUCAGCUGAUUGAGAGAAGGGGAAUGAGGAGAGCUGGAUGAGUUUAAAUAACUUUGGUUCAUUGUUCAGAUUGCUGAACAGGAGAUGGGAUAAGGCCCGUCUCCUUUCCCAUUCUUUCUUCCCCCUUCACUGUGAAAAAUAACAGUCCACCCCCAAGUCAUACACUGGAUCCAGGGCCUGCGGGGACAGGACUGUGGGUUUUUUGGUCACACCUGUGUUGGUGCUCAAUGCAGUGUAGACAUGUUUUCAAAUAAAACACAUGAUUGUAUACAA
Messenger RNA from Saimiri boliviensis boliviensis (Bolivian squirrel monkey), 2781 nucleotides. It is a transcript of the gene PDPN, whose product is annotated as podoplanin. Gene Ontology annotation, biological process: positive regulation of platelet aggregation; cell migration; cell adhesion. Gene Ontology annotation, cellular component: apical plasma membrane; basolateral plasma membrane; lamellipodium. NCBI's taxonomy places the organism in Eukaryota, Metazoa, Chordata, Mammalia, Primates, Cebidae. The record is from RefSeq and is a predicted model, not a curated record.